UUGCGGUUGUUUACAUUAGCAGCGCAGUAGCCGACAUGAUUUUUCUUCGACCACCAGAAAGAAAAGCUACUAAAGUCCGACGGAAAAGAAAAAAACCGCCGUCGGAAAAUGAUGAAGGACUCUUUAUGGGCAUCUUACAAACACUGCUUAAUCUGGGAUUCAUCAUACUCGUUUUCACUAUUGCAUCCUCAAGAGGAGAAUGGAUCUUAGAUGUAAUCCGAUAUUUCCAAAGCAAGGACAACACAACGAAGCUCCUCUCCUCAAUAGACGAGUACCUGUUUAUUCCGAACAUACAGUGGCCAGAGCUCAAACCUGUUCAGAGUUUGCCAAAGUUUCUCCUCUAUUCGGCAGUUCUCUCGGUUUUCGUGUACAAUAUCCUGGCUGGACUCUGGUAUUGGCUGUUCUACAGUGGUAAACAAAGAAAGGGUUUUGGGGACAUUGAAGAAGAUUCUACAAUCUUCAAUGACGUUAUUCUCAGUUCCUUCAAUAUUGCAUUGGGAUCUGUUGUUUGUGCCCUGAUUUCGUGGUACAUUCCAAUUAAACAGUAUGCCUACUUGUAUUACGAUAUUUCAAACCGAGGCUGGAUAUACUUUUCUGUGUCAGUUCCAGCGCUAUUUCUUUACCACGAAGUUAUGACUUAUUAUCGACACCGGGCGCUUCACGCUCCUGUGUUGUAUAGAACUGUUCAUUUUUGGCGCCACUGGCCUAAGCAGACGACAUGGAGUCUGUAUGUGAUGCAUCCUGUGGAACUUGUUCUUUUGGUUUUACAGAUCGUUCUACCCAUUUAUCUGUUCCCUGUCCAUAAUGCUCUAUAUAUACUGGUCUCAACGUAUGCCAUAUACACGGAUUUAAUGUUUCACUCCAACAAAAAUAUCUUUCAACAGAAUCAUCGAAAACAUAAAAACGUUAAUUUUGGAGCCAGUACUAUGCUGAUGGACUGGGCUUGUGGAACACUGAGACGUGAUAUAUACGACCACGCAAUGUGUACUGAUCCGAGCACCCUCAGUGGAGGAGCUCGUAACAAGGAGGACUAGUCAAAUGGCUUUCAUUGACUCUGUGUGAAUAAGCACUUAUUAGAAUGUACUUAUAUAUAGAUCUACAGUAUUGCUAUUAUUGGUUAUUUAUUAUGUUACAUAUUAUUACACUCUAUAUGUGUACAAUAAUUUGUUAAAUAUUACAAGUGUAUUGUAGUGUAGGAAAAACAGAUGAUACAAAAACCAUCCAAUGGUUGUUUAAAUCGCGUAUAGAGAGUAAAAUUGCAUUAAACCCCUGUGCAUUUAUAUUGAUAAAUCUGAUUUAUCAUAUGAACACAAUGAUAUUCAAGAACAAUAAUUAUAAUUUCUGUAGGUUCAAAUGUUAUGUGUUUAUAUAUUGCUGAUAAAACUAUGUUGAAUAACAGUAGUUUGAAUAAUUUUUUGUUCGUAUAUUAAUAAUGUGUGUUUAAUUAGAGAUCUCUGAAUUAAAUUGAAU
Molecule: messenger RNA, 1470 nt
Organism: Saccostrea echinata
Lineage: Eukaryota; Metazoa; Mollusca; Bivalvia; Ostreida; Ostreidae
Product: lathosterol oxidase-like
Exons: 6
Coding region: 36-1034 (332 amino acids)
Biological process (GO): sterol biosynthetic process
Molecular function (GO): C-4 methylsterol oxidase activity; iron ion binding
Source: RefSeq, a predicted model, not a curated record